GCGAGAAAAAAUAAAACAGAACAAACAGAGUGCUGGCCAAAUUUGCUCACCAUCUGUAUAUCUGUGUCUAAGCCAGAGUUUGUCGUUGUGUCUAUGUGUGUGUGUGUGUGUGUGUUGGCCAGCUCCAAAACCUGCUGCUAUUAUUAGCCUUAGCCAAGAUUAUGGGCGAUUUCAUUAUGGCGCUGCAAUUUGCUGUGCCGCCGCAAAAAUACCAAAAAAAAAACAAUAUAAGCAAAGUUUAGGCCGAGAAGAUUUGAGCUAAGUUAGACGAGUUCCGAAGUCUUGGCCAUUGUGUUUGGGCCGACUCGAAACCGAUUCGAACCAACUUGGGAGAAGCUGCAACGCCUUUCAUUCAUUCAUUCAUGCCAAGCUAUGAUGAUUAUAUCAUACACCUCGCGCUCUAUCCCAAGUAUUUAAUGUGUUGGCUGGCAUUUUGGUCAGAACCAGUAAAGGUUUUUGGCCCACACACACACCAACACGCAUGGAGACGACGUCAUCGCCUUGAUUUUAAUAUUAAUAUUUCUUAACAUAUUUAUGUUUGUCGGUGUUUUUCGGUGCAGCAGUCAAGUGAAGUGUGUAAUGUAAUGAAAUGUGUACAGCAGCCAGAAACUAACAACCUGUCGCACUGGCUGGCAAAAAGCGUUAACAAUAAAUAAGAGAAACAAUACCAACAGCAACGCCAGUUCAACUGUAUAACAAUGAGGAGAGAAGGCACCUCGAGGAAUUGCUAGUCGGGUCCAUUAGCAGUCAAUCAGCCGAAGAGCCAGCAGAAGAUACAGAUACAGCAAGAGUAAAAGGUACAGGAUGCACGAGAGACAAGUGAAGAAGUUGAAAGGCAGCCAUUAUGUGGCCACGCACGGUCGCCUCACUCCGGAUCCGCCCUACGUGCACUCGAAUCGGGGCUAUUCAACGGACGGAGAUGAGACGCACUCCCAUCGGGCUCCCUCAGAGCGGACAUACUCGGAGUACACCCUGACUCACGAGCGCAUUUCGCCUCAGUAUAAUCCGUCACGCAAGAAGCGCUCCUCCUCGAAUGGCCACCAUCAGCACCUCCAGAGCAGCUACAGCCACAGUCAGAUGGGUCUCUCCAGUUCGCCGGAUAACGGAGGACCCCGGUCGCUUAGUGGUCCACCGCCCACGCGCCAGCCACCGCGUGCUCCAUCCGCCUUGAGUUAUGAUCAGGCUGGGGAUGCCGGAAGUGACAUCUAUGUGACCAGUGCCGCAUACAAGGCUCCCUCCGAGAUAAGUCGCUAUAGCCAGCGACCUGUGUCGCGAGGAGCUCCACGAAGUGUCUACUCGGUGGCCAGCACGGCUAAGACCGGACGGAGUGCCCGCUCGACGACCAGGAGGGGCGCCAAAGUUGAGACAAUGUCCGCGCCGAAUCCAUUCUGUCCAAAUGUGAAGGGCGUGUGCUGCCUGAUGCUACUGCUGAAUCUGGGCCUGAUCCUGGUCACCUUAGGAUUCGUAAUAGUGGUGCAGUUCUAUGAGCCGCUUUAUGUAUGGAUCUUGGGCAUUGUAUUCCUGAUCUUCGGAUUCAUAACGCUGAUCGGCUGCAUGAUCUAUUGCGUAUAUGUGUUCCGGGACGCCAAGACGCCGUCCCAGGUGCGAAAUGAGGAUCUCUAUUGGACGCGACACUGGCAGAAGAAUAUUGGAUACACGCCGCAGGAGAUCAACUACAAGGCGGACAAAUAUGAUGCUUAUUCCGAUCGCUAUUCGGUUAGCAAGCUGAGUGGAAAAUAUUCGGAUCGCGAGAGCCAGCGAUACUGAUUCAUUGUUAUUACAUAUACGGUUUGAUUAGGGGAUCCUUCAGCCAGAGACGAAAAUAUAUCCAUAGAAACGUAUAAACCACUUAUAUCUUAACUAAUUGUAAGACUAUGUACUAGUUCUAAACGGUUAUUAACAAGGCCCCUCAACGUACCUGCUGCAAGUUGCUUGCUAGUUUGUAUGUUCUAAGAAAGAAACUGGAAGGAAACGAGAGGAUACAUCAGAGUAUUGUAAUCUGCCAUAUUUGAAAAGGUUUACCGCUCGUUCGGCUAAUCAACAAGAGAGUUUUAUUCUAAAAUUGUAACUGCAAUUGUAACACAUGAGAAAUAAACAAGCGAAUAAUACGUAAUACGGAAAGCAA
Drosophila eugracilis is the source of this 2125-nucleotide messenger RNA. RefSeq lists its product as uncharacterized. Lineage: Eukaryota; Metazoa; Arthropoda; Insecta; Diptera; Drosophilidae. The transcript has 4 exons. Bases 805 to 1767 code for a protein of 320 amino acids. The record is from RefSeq and is a predicted model, not a curated record.